UUAGUCGCCUCGUUCGUCUAUCUCCACCUUCUGCAGAGAAAAAGAAACCCCAAAAUCCCAUCAUCGACUGAUUGACUUCAUCGGAAUCACAACUCCGACGCCCUAAUCGGAUCCUCCACGCGAUCUCCCAGAUUAAAUCUGAAAGGAUGGGAGAAGAGAAGACCGGGAUCGCAAAGGAUGUUACCGAAUUGAUUGGUAAAACUCCAUUGGUUUACCUGAACAAAGUUGUUGAUGGGUGCGUUGCUCGUGUUGCUGCCAAGCUGGAAAUGAUGGAGCCAUGUUCUAGUGUUAAGGACAGGAUUGGCUAUAGUAUGAUUACUGAUGCUGAGGAGAAAGGCCUCAUUAAACCAGGGGAGAGUACCUUAAUUGAACCUACAAGUGGAAACACUGGCAUUGGCUUGGCAUUCAUGGCUGCAGCGAAGGGCUACAAACUUAUCAUUACCAUGCCGGCUUCCAUGAGCCUGGAAAGAAGAAUUCUUCUCCGUGGUUUUGGGGCUGAGCUGGUUCUCACUGACCCUGUUAAGGGAAUGAAAGGUUCCAUUCAAAAGGCUGAAGAGAUUCAUGCCAAAACACCCAAUUCCUACAUUCUUCAACAAUUUGAAAACCCUGCCAACCCAAAGAUACAUUAUGAAACAACUGGGCCUGAAAUCUGGAAAGGGUCAAAUGGUAAAGUUGAUGCUUUCGUCUCUGGAAUUGGUACUGGAGGCACUAUUACUGGAGUUGGGAAGUUCCUUAGGGAGCAAAAUGCUAAUAUAAAGGUGUAUGGAGUUGAACCUGUUGAGAGUCCUGUUCUCAGUGGAGGAAAGCCUGGUCCUCACAAGAUCCAGGGGAUUGGUGCUGGUUUUGUCCCGGGGGUCCUAGAAGCCGAUCUUCUCGAUGAAGUUAUUCAAAUUUCGAGUGAUGAGGCCAUUCAAACUGCAAAGCAGCUAGCUGUGAAAGAGGGAUUGCUGGUGGGAAUAUCAUCAGGUGCUGCUGCAGCAGCUGCAAUUAAAGUUGCAAAGAGGCCAGAGAAUGCCGGGAAACUCAUUGUUGUUGUUUUCCCAAGCUUUGGAGAGCGUUACCUUUCGUCCGUUCUCUUUGAAUCCGUUCGGCAUGAGGCAGAGAACAUGACCUUUGAGACCUGAGUCUCUUUUCUGAGUUUUAUUUCAACAAUAGUAAUGCUAGAGAAGCACGCACCAUCGGGUACUACUAGAGAGUAUGUAAGUAUCAUUACCCUCCUUGCUUAAUAAAGUGGCAAUUCCAAUGGUACCAUUGGAUAACCUUGUGUAUUUUUUUUGUUCUUUUUUUUACUAUGGGUCCAAUUUGAGCUGAACUUUGGAUGCUUUGACGUUGUUUGGUUGUUUGCUAUUCAUAGGAUCAAACUUUAGUCACUUUCUUUCUCUUUUUUGGUAGUUAUUUAAUAAAAUAAAAUUGUCAUG
Molecule: messenger RNA, 1418 nt
Organism: Cuscuta campestris
Lineage: Eukaryota; Viridiplantae; Streptophyta; Magnoliopsida; Solanales; Convolvulaceae
Source: the annotation of a GenBank genome assembly